Molecule: messenger RNA, 492 nt
Organism: Cygnus atratus (black swan)
Lineage: Eukaryota; Metazoa; Chordata; Aves; Anseriformes; Anatidae
Gene: ABHD15
Product: abhydrolase domain containing 15
Exons: 2
Coding region: 1-492 (163 amino acids)
Molecular function (GO): short-chain carboxylesterase activity; monoacylglycerol lipase activity
Source: RefSeq, a predicted model, not a curated record
AUGGGCUGGGCUGGGUACGCGGGCGCCCUGGCCGAGGCGGUGGACGUGGCCAAGCUGCUGGGCAGCCGCUCGCUGCGGGAGCUGGAGGAAGCCCUCUUCUGCGGGACCGAGAGCCGCCCCGCCAGCUGGGAAGCCUACUGGGAGCGCAACGAGCCCCUGCGCGACGCCGACGAGGUGGCCGUGCCCGUGCUCUGCGUCUGCAGCGCCGACGACCCCGUCCGCGGGCCCCCUGCCCGCACGCUGCCCGUGGAGCUGUUCCGCAGCAGCCCCUACUUCUUCCUGCUGCUCACCCCGCGCGGGGGCCACUGCGGCUUCCCCCAGCGCGGCCCCGGGCGAUGCUGGGGCCACGAGGCCGUGCUGGAGUACUUCAGGGCCAUCGGCGAGUUCCUGCGGGCGGAGGAGCGGAGGACCGGGGUGCUGCAGCACCGUCGAUGGGGGGUUCCCCUCCCCGAGCCCCCCGCCUUCACCUGGCAGCGGUCCUACACCAGGUAG